AUGCAGAAUCCUAAUAUUCAAUAUCGAUUUGAGUACGCAAUUGAACAGGGCGAGGAGGACUCGUUAGAUAAUGGGGAAUGCUGGCAUAAUUUGUUCAGAAACCCAAUUUUAGUGAAAGGAUUCCCGGUACUUCGCAGGCCUAAGCCUCAAAUUGAUACAGGUCUUGAAUUACCAUUGAACAUGAUGGCGGCACUUGCUAAGACGCAACGGAUUGACGAGUUUAAUGGCGGAGUUUUCAUCAAAGGGUUUUCGACUAUGCUAAUCCCCACUAACUUCAUCGAAGGCGUUAUUAUAUGGCAUUUGCAAUAUAGGGCUGAUGGAGAUCACAUCUCUUAUUUUGAUGCUUGCGUGCCUCACGCAUCGAUCAACACUUCUGACAUUGAGCAAUCUCGAAAUAUCGUUGGAUGGUGUUCGCAAGCAGACCUCUUCGCUGGAGCCAAUGAGGCCAAGUAUAACGUGCAAAGGUCAGGCCUGCCUAGGCCAACCGCAGACUGUGUGCUUCACAACAUUUCUAUAUCCGCCGGAAAAUAUAUAACCGGAGGCGUUAAUUUUGCGAUGGGUGUUAAAGACCAACCUAUCCAUCUAACAAGGGGAAGUUACACGCCAAAGCUUGAGUGGAUUCAUAAGAAGUUUGUUGUACUCUGGGAUGAAAGAUAUAAGCGUGGCUGGCUAGUCAAUGGCACAACCGCUUUACUACACCUUUCUCGAGCAGCUUUAAAGCGCAAACAAGAGAGUCCGUUCAGAUCUCUGCUGCUUUUCAAGCCUGGUUCCAUGGAAGAAGCCACUGAACGAUUA
Trichoderma atroviride IMI 206040 is the source of this 795-nucleotide messenger RNA. RefSeq lists its product as uncharacterized. NCBI's taxonomy places the organism in Eukaryota, Fungi, Ascomycota, Sordariomycetes, Hypocreales, Hypocreaceae. The record is from RefSeq and is a predicted model, not a curated record.